Molecule: messenger RNA, 201 nt
Organism: Gongylonema pulchrum
Lineage: Eukaryota; Metazoa; Nematoda; Chromadorea; Rhabditida; Gongylonematidae
Source: the annotation of a GenBank genome assembly
AUGAGCUGGCCUUGUUUCCGGACAUCGGCAAGACUGAUGGCUAUUGUUCCGGAAGAACUAAGUGGUUCAGUGGCCGCUGUUGUUGAGCGCUUCAAACGACGCCGAGAAGGAAAUCGUACAGCAGUUGCUGGUGCGACCGUUGCUUCCCAGUGUUUUGUCUGCAAGAUUACUGUAAAGCAAACUCUUGGAAGAAGUUGCUAA